AAGAAAAUGGCUAUUAUUACAUCGUAUAUUAAAAUAUUUCAAGAAAAAUCUAUUAUUAACAUAAGUGUCAAUGAAAAUAUUAAGUUAAAUAAUAACAAUUAUAGUGAAAAUCAUAAAAAUACUGAAAUAAAUGAUUACAAUUAUUAUAAAAAUGGCGAUAAAAAUAUAAACAAAAAUGAUAAUAUUAAAAUAAAUAAUAAAAAUACCAUUAAUAUUACAUUAUAACAAGAACAGGACCUUCCACAGAGUUUCAUCACCCAACUAUAUAUAUAAAUAUAUUAAUAUAGAAUAUUUUUUUUUUCUUAGAACUUCAUUAGUAUUAAAAUUGCAAUUUAUUACAAUUUAAGAGAAAAUAUUUCGAAAAAGAAAAAAAUAAUUUUUCUACUAUAAUAUUUCUUGUUCUUGAAUUUCUAUACGUCACUUUGGAAACCAACAUACAUUACAGUUAGUUGAAAACAACUCAAUGGAUAACAUCGUAUUUUAUCAUGAAAUAUCAUAAUAAUAUAUAUAUCAACAUUAUAUGCAUAUAUGAAUGUGUUGUGCACUAUAAAUUGUAAAAGAAAAAAGAAAAUGAAACCAACGUUAACCAUCACUGGGCAAAUUACAAAAAACGAAAGAAUUCAAAUAAAUUGAAAAAUAAGGAAUUUUUGUAUUGCAUUACAUAUGUGCGUUUAAAUAUACACAAGAAGCAAUAAAAUAUAUAAAUAGAUACAUACAUAUUUAAGGAUUAUAAAAUCAAAACAACAAUUAGAAAAACAAAAUAAUGAAAUGAAAACGGAAUAUAGAGAGAAAAUAAGAAAGAGAAAGAAUUACAGUCCUUAACCUGAUUUUUGUAUUUCUCGCAAAUACCCUGUUCAGUUGUUAACAAAAGAAACACCGAGAUAAUUAAAAAUAAAACUAAAAAAAUAAAAACAAAAACACAAAAAGAGAACCAAGAAAUUUUACGGCAAAUAGAGUUACAUAUAUAUUUUGAACCUAUACAUGUAUGUUUGUGUUGCAUACACACAACUAAGUGCACAAUAUACAAAAUUAAGUAAAGUACCUAUGUGCUUGCAGUUGUAGUAGAAAUGCGAGAGCAAUAAUAUAAUAAAUAAAAAAAGUACAACAAUUACAUAUUGUAUAUUAAAAAAAAAAUUAAAAGGAGGAAAAUAAAAGGAUUUUCCACGUUGAAAUUUAAGUCCACAUCUUGAAAUAGAAAAGGAAAAACAAAAACUAUUUUAAACAAAACAAUUAAAUACACCACAAUACACCACAAUUUUGUACAGCAAAAUUAUUAUAUAAUAAAUAGCGUGAAAUUUCAUUAAAAAAUAUUAAAUAUAAAUAUAUAUAUAUAUACAAAUAAAAAUACAAGCACAUAGAAGAACAGAAAGAAUUUAAAUUCCUUCUGUAGAGGAAAAAUACAAAAAGAAAAAAAAAAUUAUAAAUUACAAUAUUUCACAUUUUUCGUUUUUUUUUUUUUUUUUUUGAAAUUCAUAUAAUGUUAAUAGUAAGAUUAUAUUCACCUCAUUUACUCGUUAGCAUAAUAUUUCUUUUACUAUGCAUCGAUGUUGGAGGUGGCAGUAGUGGUGGUAUAGGUUUAAAUUUAAAUAAUGGUGGUAAUGAUAAUAUUAAUAUAAAUAAUAAUAAUAAUAAUAAUAAUAAUGGUAAUAUAAAUAUAAAUGGUAAUACAUAUAGUAGUUCGGUUGCAUAUAUACCAUCAUCAUCAUCAUUAUCGUCUGGAUCAUUAUCAUCAUCAUCGUUACUAUCGUCAUCAUCAUCAACAUCAUCAUCUUCAUCAUCAGGAUUAAAUAGUAAUAGCAAUAAUAACAAUAAUAAUAAUAAAAAUAAUGAGCAAUUACCACCGACAUUAUCGUCACGUAUUGUACAUACAAAAUAUGGUGCAGUUUCGGGUGUUAUAGUUCAAUUAGAAGGACGUCAUUUAGAUCCAGUUGAAGCAUAUAAAGGUAUACCAUAUGCAUCACCACCAAUACGUAAAUUACGUUUUAUGCCACCGGUAACUGGUGCAAUAUGGUCUGGUGUUAAAAAAGCUGACAGAUUUGGACCAGUAUGUCCACAACGUCUUCCUGAUAUUGCUAAUGAGACUGCUGCACUAGCACGUAUGCCACGUGGAAGAUUAGAAUAUUUAAAACGUUUAAUGCCAUAUCUUCGAAAUCAAUCUGAAGAUUGUUUAUAUUUAAAUAUUUAUGCUCCAAUACAUGUUGGAUCUAGAGAUUCUUCUAGCAACUCUAAUUCAAAUAAUCAUGGUCAAUCAAAUAAAUUUCCAGUAUUGGUAUUUGUACAUGGUGAAUCAUAUGAAUGGAAUAGUGGUAAUCCUUAUGAUGGUUCUGUAUUAGCAAGUUAUGGUCAAAUAUUGGUUGUGACUGUUAAUUAUCGUUUAGGUAUAUUAGGAUUCCUUAAUGCAAAUUCUGGCAGAUAUACAUUACCUGCAAAUUAUGGUCUAAUGGAUAUCUUAGCAGCACUUCAUUGGUUAAAAGAAAAUAUUGCAGCAUUUGGUGGUGAUCCACAGAGUAUAACAUUAGUUGGUCAUGGUACAGGUGCUGCAUGUGUUCAUUUUUUAAUUGCAUCAAGUGCUGUACCAGAAGGAAUGCUGUUUAAUCGUGCCAUAUUAAUGUCCGGAUCUGGUUUAGCACCAUGGUCACUUGUUGAAAAUCCAGCAAAAUAUGCAGCAAUUGCUGCACAUCAUGUUAAUUGCUCACCAGAUUUACCAUUAGAACAUUUAAUGAAAUGUUUACGUGAAGUUUCCUUAGAACAAUUAUUAUCUGUUCCUAUUAGACAACCAGAAUUUGGAUAUGCAUUCGGUCCUAGUAUUGAUGGUAUUGUUAUUAAUGGUGGAGAAUUUUUAAAUGGUGGUGGUAAUUUAGAAAAUAGUAAUCAUGAAUAUGGUCAUCCUGGUCCAAGAAAUUCACAUAGACAUUAUAAUAAAAUAAAUUUUAUAAAUUCAGUAUUUUUAAAGAAGAGUGCAAUAAAUAAAUUAGCAAGAUACGAUCUAAUGGCUGGAGUUACAAGAGCAGAAGCUUUCUUUUCAUUUAAUUCUGAAGAUGUUCAAUAUGGUAUUGAAGCAGAUAGAAGAUCAAAAAUUUUAAAAGCUUAUGUUAAAAAUACUUAUUCAUAUCACCUGAAUGAAAUUUUUGCAACAAUUGUUAAUGAAUAUACUGAUUGGGAACGUCCUGUUCAACAUCCGAUAAAUAUAAGAGAUGAAACACUUGAGGCUUUAAGUGAUGCACAAAUUGUUGCACCAUCAGCUCAUACUGUUGAAUUACAUUCAGCAGAACAUAGAAGAUCAUAUAUGUAUGUUUUUGAUUAUCAAACAAAAUUCGGUGAUUUUCCUCAGAGACAAGGAUGUAUUCACGGUGAGGAGUUACCAUACCUUUUUGGUGCGCCAUUAGUCGGUGGAUUUAGUCAUUUUACACGAAAUUAUACAAAGUCUGAAGUUAGUUUGUCAGAAAUUGUUAUGCUAUACUUUUCUAACUUUGUUCGAUCUGGAAAUCCAAAUGAACAAAUAACUGAUGGUGAAUUGAAUACGAGACAUGAAAGAAGUCGCUAUAAAACAAUUGAAUGGACUCCAUAUGAAUCUGUUCAUAAAAAAUAUUUAAAUUUUGAUACAAAACCAAAAUUAAAAAAUCAUUACCGCGCCCAUCGAUUAUCAUUUUGGUUAAAUUUAAUACCAGAACUUCAUAAACCGGGUGGUGACAAUGUACCUCCAUCACAUCAUCAACUAGAGGAUGAAGUUAUUGAUAAUGAAACUACUGAUAAUGAUCCAGAAUCAAUUAAUAAAUUAAAUCCAUCGAUUAAAGGCACUGGUAUUGGAGCAUCAUUAGGAAAUGGUGGAAUUGGUAGUGGAGGUAAUCGUCCAAUAUCAAAUUACACGAUAUUCACGACUCAAGUAUUUUCAUUAUUUAAUUUAUCAUCACCAUCAUCAGCCCUAAACCGUAAUAAUAUUUCACGUUAUAAUAGUAAUCAAAAUAAAAUUAAUCAAGAUUUAAAUACAGCUGAUCAACAAACUGGUAAUAGCAACACAAAUAAUGGUGGCAAUAAUAAUUCAUCACAAGAGGAUGGUUUUGCUGCUUAUAGUACUGCAUUAAGUGUUACAAUCGCCAUCGGUUGUAGUUUAUUAAUAUUAAAUGUAUUAAUAUUUGCUGGUGUUUAUUAUCAAAGAGAUAAAUCAAGAUUACAUGAAUCAAGAAAUGGUCAUCAUGGUCAUCAUCAUUCACAACAUAAUACACAACAGAAAAAACAACGUAAUGAAAAUGGUCAAAUGCCAAAUAAUAUAUGUGGUGAUUUAGAAACAUUAACAAUACAUUCAAAAGGUGAUCCAGCAGCAAUAUUAGGUCAUCAUCAUUCAUUACAACAUCAUCAGAUGCCACCACCAGAAUUUGCUGAUUUACCACAACGAGCACCACCACCACCAAAACAUUUAAAAUCUGUACCAGAAGGUAGUAUAUUACCACCACAUGCAUUAAAAAUGAUUGGUAAUCCAUGUAAUACAUUAACAAAAAAAAGUUGUAUGAAACAAACAUCAAAUAAUAAUAGCAAUUGUAAUCAAACAACAGUUAUGAGUAAUGUUGUUCAAACACCAGGUGGUGGUAAUACAGUUAAUGUUGGUAUUGUUGGCUGUGGUGGUAAUCAACAAACAAUGAUGGAUGAAUUAAGAGUGUGACAUUAAGUAAAAGUUGUACAAUUUGAUUUUUAAAUAAAUUAAAAAUAUAUAUAUUAUAAAAAAAAAAAAAAUUAUAUUAAUAAAUAAAAAUUAAUUAAAUUUAAAUAAAACUAAUAAAGAAAAUUUUAGUUAUAUAGGUGAAAUUAUAAAAUGAAAUUUAAAUUUAUUAUAGAAAUUAGUUUAAAAAAAAAAUGGAAAACAAAAAGUGAAUAAAAUAUAAAAAAAAAAACUUUUUUACACUUAGUUUAUAAAUGUGAUCAUCAAUAAGUAAUAAAGA
Messenger RNA from Condylostylus longicornis, 4934 nucleotides. It is a transcript of the gene Nlg3, whose product is annotated as neuroligin-3. Gene Ontology annotation, biological process: chemical synaptic transmission; postsynaptic membrane assembly; modulation of chemical synaptic transmission. Gene Ontology annotation, molecular function: signaling receptor activity; neurexin family protein binding. Bases 1478 to 4657 code for a protein of 1059 amino acids. Gene Ontology annotation, cellular component: synapse; postsynaptic membrane; cell surface. The record is from RefSeq and is a predicted model, not a curated record. NCBI's taxonomy places the organism in Eukaryota, Metazoa, Arthropoda, Insecta, Diptera, Dolichopodidae. The transcript is spliced from 10 exons.